CAUCAAACCUCCCUUCUCCCCAGACCCAUCCCCACAAGGCCACGACUUGUGGCUGGCAGGAACAGAUAAUCCCUCUGGACGAGACGAGCAUCCGGGGACACCCAGGCGGCGACCUGCCAAAAUGGCUUCCCCCCUCGCCGUCUUUCGCCCCGCCGGCCAUCUUCCUUGUCGCCGUCGGCCUUACACAUCUCCGAAAUUCCUCCAACCGCGGUCGUCCGCCUCGUCCCACCGCUCCCGCCGGUCGAGGAUUGCGCAGUCUGCGAUCCGCAGCGCCGCUGGAGGCGGAGGCAACGGCAACGGCAACGGCAGGAGGAGAGGGGGCACCGUCGACGUCGUCGCGUUCGCCGCGGUGCUGCACGACGCCAAGACGGCCGACGAUGUCAAGUUCUUGGCCCAGGACUUCCUCGGCGGCGACGAAGAGCACCUGCCAGUACAGGUAUACACCUCACUGAUUCGGGGGCUCGGAAAGAAGCAGCGCAUCGACGCCGCCUUCGCCAUCGUGGAGCAUCUGAAAAGGAGGGGAGGCGGCAGCCUCAACCAGUUCGUGUACAACUGCUUGCUAGGCGCGGUGAAGAACUCUGGGGAAUUCACGAGGAUUGAGGGUGUUCUCGCUGACAUGGAGGAACAGGGGAUUUCCCCAAAUAUAGUGACAUUCAACACUCUCAUGUCCGUUUAUGUUGAGCAAGGCAAGAUCGAGGAGGUAUUCAGGGUGUACCACGAGGACAUUGAGGCCCGUGGGCUGGUGCCGACCGCCGCGACAUACUCGACGCUCAUGUCAGCCUUCAAGAGCGCCGGCGACGCGUUUGCCGCGCUCGACUUCUUUGUUAAGCUCAGGGAGAGGUAUAACAAUGGCGAGCUCAUCGGGAAUCCCGCAGAUUGGGAAGCAGAGUUUGUCAAAUACGAGAAUUUGGCUUUACGCGUAUGUCAUACGGCGAUGCGGCGGGCACUUGCAGGUGCCAACAAUCCCGGUGGUGCCGCAUUGAAGGUUAUUCUUUCCAUGGAUGAAGCUAGAGUGAGGCCGGACAGGAGGUAUUACGAGCGUCUCGUGUGGGCGUGCACGGGAGAGGAGCAUUACACCAUUGCCAAGGAGCUGUACCAGAGAAUCCGUGAGUGCGAUGGGGAGAUCAGUUUGUCAGUGUGCAACCAUCUGAUUUGGCUCAUGGGCAAGGCCAAGAAGUGGUGGGCAGCUCUUGAGAUCUACGAGGAUUUGCUGGAGAAAGGCCCAAAGCCCAACAAUUUGUCGUAUGAGCUCAUAAUGUCACAUUUCAACAUCCUACUCAAUGCUGCCAGGAGACGGGGCAUUUGGAGGUGGGGUGUUAGGCUGCUUGACAAGAUGGAAGAGAAGGGCCUGAAUCCUGGAUGUAGAGAGUGGAACGCUGUACUUCUCGCGUGCUCCAGAGCGGCUGAAACGUCUGCUGCGGUGAAUAUAUUCAAGAGGAUGAUAAAUCAGGGGUUAAAACCAGACGUUGUUUCCUAUGGAGCAUUGCUCAGUGCACUUGAGAAAGGUGGGUUGUAUGAUGAGGCGCUGCGAGUUUGGGAGCACAUGCGCAAAGUCGGUAUUCAUCCUAACCUGCACGCAUACACAAUCUUGGUGUCCAUUUACAUUGGCAAGGGCAACCAUGAUAUGGUAGAUGCUGUUCUUCGGGAUAUGUUGUCCGCAAACAUAGAACCAACUGCUGUAACCUUCAAUGCGAUAAUCAGUGCUUGCGUGAGGAACAGUAAGGGCAGUGCUGCAUUUGAGUGGUUCCAUAAGAUGAAAAUGAAGAGUAUUGAGCCAAAUGAGAUUACAUAUCAGAUGUUGAUUGAAGCUCUUGUACAAGAUGGUAAACCAAAAGUUGCCUAUGAGAUGUACAUUACUGCAUCCAACAAAGGGCUCAACCUUUCUGCAAAAUCAUAUGACACCGUGAUGGAGGCAUGCCAAGAUUAUGGUGCUCUUAUUGAUCUAGCUAGUUUGGGUCUUCGUCCUAUAGUGAAAUUGGAUCCACCAAGAUAAUGAACAAUUUUUUCACCACUUCA
Molecule: messenger RNA, 2016 nt
Organism: Lolium rigidum
Lineage: Eukaryota; Viridiplantae; Streptophyta; Magnoliopsida; Poales; Poaceae
Product: protein LOW PHOTOSYNTHETIC EFFICIENCY 1, chloroplastic-like
Exons: 2
Coding region: 122-1993 (623 amino acids)
Molecular function (GO): protein binding
Source: RefSeq, a predicted model, not a curated record